Molecule: messenger RNA, 1263 nt
Organism: Lactuca sativa (garden lettuce)
Lineage: Eukaryota; Viridiplantae; Streptophyta; Magnoliopsida; Asterales; Asteraceae
Source: RefSeq, a predicted model, not a curated record
AAUACUUAUUUAUUUAUUUAACUAAUUAAAAAAAUAAAAAUCUCUCUCCUUUGGAACCAGUCGAACUUGUACCCGAGCCUAUAGUUGAAGAACCCGAGACUGAUGCCGGAGAUAUCACUGAUAUCGACAUCCGUCAAGCGGCUAAGCUCAAAGGCCCCGAAGCUCGGCGGUGGUUCGCCAGUCAGCUUAUGCUUCCGAAGUGGAUGAUUGACGUCCCUGAUCGUCUCGAUCACGAUUGGUAUGUAUUUGCAAGACCUUCUGGAAAACGAUGCUUUGUUGUUUCAUCAAAUGGAACAACUAUCAGCAGAUUACGCAAUGGCUCCCUCCUGCACCGAUUUCCUUCUUCUCUACCUAAUGGUGCUCGAACCAGAGAAGGUUCUCGAUCUGCCCAAUCAUAUUGCAUACUUGACUGCAUAUUUCACGAGUUGGAUCAAACGACAUUGAUGGGUGCUGAAACGGAGACGAGUAGUCGUAGCACAUCAACUCUGUUGCUUCCAUCUUCCCAAUACAGCGAUGAUCGAAAAGAAAAGAAGGAACAAGGAUUGGGGUUUGUUGGGGGUUGCUCAGAUCAACAGAAAAGAAAAAAGAUGGGGUUAGGCUAGAAUGGUUCUAUGGUGGGCGGAGAUGUAGCGGUUCACGAUGGAGUUUGGUAGUCGAAUGGAGGCUAGCAGGUGGUGCGGUGGCUAUCUCCAGAUUGCCGGAGGUAGCACAGCCCCUUCUUGUUCGUUGAAAUUGGGAACGAGAUAAAGAAAUGGGUAUAUGACCUGGAGAGAGAGAGAGAGAGAGAGAGAGAGAGAGAGAGAGAGAGAGAGAGAGAGAGAGAGAGAGAGAGAGAGAGAGAGAGAGAGAGAAGUGGGCCAUUUUUUAUUAUUAAAAUAAUUAUUAAAAUAAAUAAAUAGAUAUUAUAUUUAAAAAAAUCAAAGAAAAAUGAAAAAUAAAUACCCCAAGGGUAUUACAGUCAUUUCAGUUUACUGAGGGACCAAAUCCGCAAUGAAACUAGCUCAAAAGGACCACCAAUCCAAAAAAGUCGAGGUUUGGACUAAAACCCCAAAAAAAUGCAUACCACAGGGACCAUUUUUGCAAUUUUGUCAUGUAUAUAUUAUAAUAUAAUUCAAAAUAAUCAAUAUAUUAUAUAUCAAAUUAGUAUAUAUACAAAUUGUUAUAUCAAAUUUAACACCAACGUUAUUGUUAUAUCUAAAAAUAUAUAUAUUUUUAAAGACUUCAAUUAUAUAGGUGUUUCGCCUAAUUCUGUAUAAAAUGUUC